UCAGAACCUUUCCUAAUAAAAUCAUGGUUAGAAAACGCUCAAGAAAACAGUAACUUGUGCGCAUGCGUAUCAGAUGUAAACAACUAGCGCAUCCGUUUUAAAAAAAGAAAACAAAUUUUAUAGCAAUUUUCUGAAAAAGACAAGAAGGAUCAUGGAUACAGACUCGGGAUAUUUAAAACUUGAUCAAGAAUUUGACAGAUACCUGGCAGAGAUGAAACCCCAUGUGCUGAAGCUGCCUCAUAAAACUGAUCGUCAGAAAUGUGCAGUGUGGAUAAAAAAACUGUGUGAGCCUACUUCUGGUUUAUCAGGAAGGAAGAACAGAAAUAUGUAUGGACAGUUAAUGUUACACAUGUUGAAGAGAGGGGUUUUAGAGGGACCGUUUACCAGUAAGCCACAAGACGGGCCUCUAUCUACGCUUCCAGCCUACAUGUCUAUUUAUUUGGAAGACCAGGCAGAGAAGAGCUUUAGCGAGACAAAUCAGGUUCCAGAUUGGGUAAAUGGUGAAUUAACAACAACAGCUGGGAGCUCUCUGUUCAGAUCCACCAUUGGGAAUCCAGCGGCACAUUCUACAUGGAGAUCUGGAUUGUCUCCCCCUGGCUCACCUAUUAGGAGACCGCAUACAGCACUGGGUAUAGAUACAGAGAAGGACAUACUUGCCUCUUCUUCUCCCCGAAAAGAUUAUCAUAGUCGACCAGACACUGCUCCAUAUGCCUAUGAUGAUUUGAGUUUUGUCAACACAAAAAAGAAACCUCGAUCAGGAUUUAAUUACCAUUCUGAUGAGGAGGACAGUGUGAUUGGGGGACUUAAGCUUAAAAGAAGAGAUGGUAAAGGCAGCAGAUCCCCAGAUUUCACAUCCAAGGUGGAGACAACAGGGUGGUCAGAAGCCACUGCAGGCUCAUCUACCAGUUCUAACCCAUAUCUCAAAGGUAUAACAUAUGCUGAUGAUACAACCUUACCUCCAAAAAGCAGUAAAGAGGGAGGUGAUAUGAAAGUCAAAAUGGUUGAAGCAAAAUUUCAUGAAGAAAAACUUCGACUACAACAAAAGCAUGAUGCUGCCGUACAGAAAAUACUUGACCGUAAAAAUGCAGAGAUAGAAGAUGUCAAAGUUCAGCAUAGAAAUAAAAUGAAAGACAUGGAAGAACACAUGUCAAAAAUGGACAAGAAAAUCCAGAAUUUACUAAAGGAAAGUCAACAAAUGCAGGAUACUAAAGAUAGGCAGAUAUCUGACAUAAAAAAUUUACUGGAGGAAACUAACACUACCAAAAGACAGGAAUUUGAGAAGAAGAUAAAUGAUAUCGUGUCAGAAUUUGAGCAGGAGAAAUUUGAGAUGCAGAAACAACAUACAAAAAAUAUACAGGAAAUCUUAGAUGACACAAAUGCCCGUCUGCAGAAAAUGGAGCGGGAAUACAGUCAGCAGACGACAUCCACACAAAAUGUGAUAAAGGAGUUGGAAGGGCGUGUCCAGCAACUGAUGAACGAGACAGAAAAUGUCAAGAAAUCUCGUGCACAUCUGGAAAAGGAGAAGACGGAGGCGGACUCUAGAAUCGAGAGGUUCAAGUCUGAGUUACGUACCCAGCAAGACAAGAUGUUAUCUAUGGAACAGGACCACCAGCGGUCCUUGGAGCAGCAUGACCAGGACCUGAGAUCCCUGCAGCGGAAGACCGAGUCCAACAUCGACUUCAUGAAACAAGAGCAUAACAUGGCUCAAACUAAGGGAUGUUGUUAUAAGGCAGCCGAGACCGUGUCUGAAUUAGAGAGUCAUAUCGACCAGUUGAAGCGAAACUUGAAGGACGCUGAAGAACAGCGUCAGCGUCAAAUACGUGAGAUGGAACAGGUCCAUAAACAAGACAAGUACCACAUGGAAACUUUACACGAAAAACAGCUGUCAUCGGCUAAGAAAGAGAUUGAUCAGCUCGAUGCAGAUCUUCAUAAGAAAAUAAAGAGUUUGGAACAAAUUGUGAGGGAUAGAGAAGAUGAAAUCAAACGUUUGUCUGAGAAAAAUCGCCACCAGGCCCAGGAGUCUGAGAAAGCUUUGUCAGCGUUCAAGGAACAGGUUGAUAAAAACCAGACACGUAUGUUUGACGAUAUGAAACAACAAAUGGCACGGGUAGAAUCAGAUCUUAACAAGUCUAAACAAGCACGGGAAAAGCAGGCAAAGGAGUUUAACAGGCAAAUUGAUGAAGCAAAGGCCAGUCAUAAUAGAGAGGUGAUGGAACUAAAAAUGUCAUUUGAACAAGAUAAAGCAGGUAUGCUGAAGGACUUCCACUUACAGAAGGAGUUUAUACAUGGUGAGCACGAGAAGGAGACCGAGAAUCUCAAGUCUUUACACAGACAGGAAGUCACAGAUCUCGAGAAAAGGAUGCAUUUGAGACAAGAAAAGGAUGCAAAGAAAAUUGCAGGACUAGAACUGCGUGAGCAGGAGUUAAGAGAAGAAGUUGUUCAGUGUAAUCAGUUGAGGAAACAACAGUUAGUGGAGCUAGGCCUACUGAGAGAAGAAGAGAAGCAAACUAUGCAGAGGGAACAAGAAACGGAGAUGAACAAACUAAAAUCUGAAAUGGAGCAGCAAAGGUUAGAGUUACAGAAGACUCAUAGUACAGAAAUGGAGCAUGUCCUUGGAAAGACUAAUGAAAGAUUGAAACAGAUAGAGAGGGAAUAUUCAGAAAGAGCUCAAAAAUCUGCAGACACCAUUUCAGAAUUACAUGCCACAAUUAAUCAGCUUAGAGAUGAUAUGAAAAAGCAGAGGGAAUCAUCAGACAACAAGUUGUCAGAACUGGUCAAUAAAUAUGAUGAGGAGAAGAAAAUCCUGAAGAAACAUUACAAUUCCAAUCUUUCUACUGUACAAAAAGAGUUAGAAUCAAAAUACACAAAGGUGCGCCAGUUAGAGCGACAGCUUGACCAAAAAGAAACUGACCAGGAAGAAAAGAUUACACAUUUGAAAAUGUCAUAUGAAGAAAAGAUGAGAGGACUCAUGCCUAACUCUAUUAGAAUGGAACUUGACAGCACUAUAGAAUCUUUAAAAUCGCAAAUCUCGUCUCUGCAGCAGAAAUGUGCAUUGCUACAAGAAGAACUAGAUAUGCAGAGUAAAUUUCCACUGGGUACAUUUGGAUCUAGAACAAGUUCUCCAAUCAAAUCCUCAUCCUGAUGACAAUAUGUUACUAUAUUUAGUAACAUAUUUACUAUAUUUAGUAACGAUUUCUAUGUUUAGUAACAAACUGUAUGGACUUAGGCAGCGGCGGCCAUUUUGAAUGUUGACUUUAUUAAUUCACUUACUGCAGCUGAAAUCUUGCCAUGACAAAUGAUGUUGUUUUCGUUAGAUUACUGUGUCUCUCUUUAAGAAAAUGAUAUAUGUGCGUGUACAAAUUAUUUCUACAGAUUAUAUGUCAAAGUAAAGGAAAGUCGUCGUUUGUAACAAUUAUAAUUUUGACAAGGCAAUGUUUUCUCGCUUAGAGACGAUGCUGUUAUUGGAUUUAGAUAAAUGUUUUCAAUUGAUCAUUACUAGAAAUCAUCGAUGAUUAUGGUUUAACAUUUCACGAUUAUAACUAGGAUGAUUCUCUUGUUUACUUUGUAUUCCCAAAAGUAUUUAAGGGUUGUCUUUUCAAGUGUUUAGCAUUUGGAAGUAAUUCUAUUGCAACUUGUCUAAAUAAUUCAUGCUACUAAAUGAGAAGUGAAGUAGUAAAGUCAGUAUCUAGAAAGAACCAAAAUAACUGUGAUAAUCAUGUUUAUAAGUUGUUAUAUUACAUGUAUGUAGAUUUUAUUUAUGUAUAUAUAAAUUGUGCUUUUUAUACAAAUGUAUAUGUACAUACCAUUUAUUUAGCAAAAAGGAAAUAUUUAUUUAUAAUUUUGUGACAUUUUGGUAUAAAAGAGGUCACUUGGGCUUAUGUUUUUCCUAAAUAAGGUAGCCAGUUAAAGUAGUUUAUAUGUUUAGUUUUACUCUUUUUAACG
This is a messenger RNA of Ruditapes philippinarum (Manila clam), 3942 nucleotides long. Its product is annotated as centrosomal protein of 112 kDa-like. Bases 152 to 3142 code for a protein of 996 amino acids. The transcript has 31 exons. The record is from RefSeq and is a predicted model, not a curated record. Lineage: Eukaryota; Metazoa; Mollusca; Bivalvia; Venerida; Veneridae.